Dioszegia hungarica is the source of this 2724-nucleotide messenger RNA. RefSeq names its product Mechanosensitive ion channel-domain-containing protein. Gene Ontology annotation, molecular function: calcium channel activity; calcium ion binding. The record is from RefSeq and is a predicted model, not a curated record. Bases 1 to 2724 code for a protein of 907 amino acids. Gene Ontology annotation, cellular component: membrane. The transcript is spliced from 16 exons. Gene Ontology annotation, biological process: calcium ion transmembrane transport; intracellular calcium ion homeostasis. Lineage: Eukaryota; Fungi; Basidiomycota; Tremellomycetes; Tremellales; Bulleribasidiaceae.
AUGGAAGGCAGAAACUAUCUCGGCGCCGCACCAACUAUACAAGUGCGAGACCCAUCAUUUGACGGAAACGAUCCGGAAACGCUAGACGUUGUACCGCUGUCACGACACGAUUCCAGAACUCCAUUGACACCUCCUCCACCUGCAGCUAUCUCGCAAUCAGGAGGCUAUUUCCUUCCUCCUGGCGCGACUCAGCCUUCGUCAGCAGCCAACACCCCUCUUGGUAACCCUGUCCGAAGCGUUCACUACCCUCCUUCACCACAGCUUCCCCACGUCGAGCGCAACGACCGCAACUACAUGUCAGUCCCACUAAACGACACCUCUACUCCUCAACAGAACGCAAACGCGUCCGAAUCUCGCUCUACCACCCCGCAGACUGGUACCGGCUCCACCACUCCUCGCCGACGUCCAUUCAGCUUCCUCCCAAUGCAGAGCAACAACUAUAGCUCGCAGUCCGUCGACUCGGGCGGCCCAGGGUCGGCGGAGAAGAAGAAGCGGCCCAAGACGGGCAGGUCUCAAUCUUGGGAUUUGCUCGGGGAACGGCCGGAAUGGGAGGAAUACAACCCCAGUCAGGCGAAGGAUGCGAAUCUGCGCUUUGCUGAGGGCGAUGUCGGUACCAACAAGUUUUCGCGCUUCUACUACUGGGCGCUCAACUCCUCCAUCAUCGUCCGCUGGAUCUUCUACAUCGUUCCCAUCCUCGCCAUCCUUUGGAUCCCGGGUAUCGUUGCCCUUGCAUCCGUCCCGGGCGCCGUGGUCUGGGAGGUCGGACUUCUUUGGUGGUCCAUCUGGCUCAGUGUGCUCUGGGGCGGUUUCUGGGCCAGUACGGCGGCGUUCUUGAUUCUUCCAGGUGUCUGGAGGAGUACAGUAGGAAGCAUCGUACCGAGUGCGAGGAAGUACACGGAUGUCAUCAGGGCGCUCGGAAGAUACGCCAAGCUCGUCCCUUGGGCGGCCGCCAUCUGGAUAUCUUUCACGCCUUUGAUCAUCAACCAUUAUGGCGGGAGUGCGGACAGUAAUUCGCGUACCAAUUUGACGACCAUGGUCAACCUCCUAUUCGGUUUCUUCCUGUGUUCGAUCGUCCUCGGCAUCGAGAAGCUCAUCGUGCAGCUCAUCGCCCUUCAAUUCCACCAGGACUCCUACGCCGACCGCUUGGCCGACCAGAAGUUCCAGAUUAAGGCACUGACUACACUAUACAUGAAUUCGCACGACAUUCCAGGUCGAUCUGAUACCCUUACCGACGCCGAUUCGCGCAGGACCAAGGGAUCCCAGGUGCCCAAGGUGGUCAUUCGGAAGGCGCUGAGGGGUCUUCGAGAGGUAGCUCAGACAACUACUACGGCGCUCGGUAACGUCGCGUCUGAGAUGGCUGGGCAGAGUGUACUGCAGACAAAUUCACCGGCAAACAAGGUCACCGCCGCACUGAGCUCUGCGAACAAGUCGAAAGCGCUCGCUCGCCGACUUUUCUACUCUUUCCGUGCGCCUGGUGCUGCUGCGCUCGAUAUCCAAGACAUCGCCCGAUUUUUCCCGGAUCUUGAGACCGCCCAAGGCGCUUUCAGCGUGUUUGACGUCGAUGGAAACGGCGAUGCCACCAGAGAUGAGCUUGAGAGCGCUGUUCUUGCUCUCCAUCGCGAGCGCUUGAGCUUGGAAGCUAGCAUGCGGGAUCUGGAUGGUGCAGUUCGACGGCUCGACGAUAUCUUCAUGGUCAUCGUCGCCGUCAUUGUCAUUCUCAUCCUCGCCGCCAUGGUCACUACACGGCUCACCUCCUUCGUCACUUCCGCCGGAACUUUUGUGCUUGGACUGUCGUGGCUGAUUGGUACGACUAUGCAGGAGAUCCUCCUCGCUUGCAUCUUCCUCUUCGUCAAGCAUCCCUUCGACGUCGGAGACCGAGUGGACAUCGAUGGCCAAUCGUACACCGUGGCCAAGAUGCAGCUGCUCUCAACCAACUUCAAGCGGGUAGACGGCAAAUUUGUCUGGAUUGGGCACAAUGUUCUAGCCACCAAGAUCAUCGAGAACGUCCGCCGUUCCGGUCCCACUUCAGAGUCCUUCUCCUUCGAGGUCGCCUUCGACACGACGUUUGAAGCUCUCCAAUCUCUACGCGGCCGGAUGCUCAUCUUCGUCAAGGAGAACGGGCGCGAUUAUCUCCCUAUAUUUGAUGUCAUUGUUGACGAUAUUCCCGGACAGGGCAAGAUGGUGCUCAAGGCGGAUAUCAAGUACAAGAGUAAUUGGCAGCAGGGAGCUUUGAAGGUGCAGCGACGAAACAAGUGGAUUUGCGCUUUGAAGAUGACUCUGUCGGAUCUGAAAAUUUGGGGCCCGGCUGGGGCGGGUGAUCCGGCACCUGCUCCUGCAGACCCAGUGCGGUACACCAUGGUCCCAUGGGACCAAGUCAACGCCGCUGCGACCACUGCUGCUGCUGGCCCUGCAUCAUCGUCAAAGCCUGAAUCCCCGCCUCCGACCUUCCACGCGGCCACUACUGCCGGUGUGGGCCUGAUGGAUCGCCGACAGGUUGUCAAUGACAGUUCAGCAGACAUCUGGGGAGACGACGAAGAAGCCUCGCAGUUCGGCGGGCCCACUCGACCCGGUACGCCAGGCACAAUGACCCCUGCGGUUUCUACCUCGUCUCAUCAGCCGUUCGACAACGGUCCCACAGUCGGCCCGCCCCGGACGAGGAUCGCGCAUGGUCAGCCGGGCGACUCGAUCGAGAUGACGUCGGGCCCGGUAGCUCGGCGGCAGUAG